Molecule: messenger RNA, 2157 nt
Organism: Nicotiana tabacum (common tobacco)
Lineage: Eukaryota; Viridiplantae; Streptophyta; Magnoliopsida; Solanales; Solanaceae
Product: protein ROOT PRIMORDIUM DEFECTIVE 1-like
Molecular function (GO): RNA binding
Source: RefSeq, a predicted model, not a curated record
CUUAUAAGCAAAUUUUGAAAGUGUUAUGCCUUAAUUUUUUCUCUUUCGACAUUUCAAUUUCCCUUCUUCGUAAUAUUCCAAAACCAAAUUCCGAUUGAAAAGUCACCACCCUUCGCGGCUAUCCCCACCCCAGCACUGGCCACCGUCGUGUGACGGAGAAAUGAGAUUUCUACAACUCCGGUGGAAGAAUCCGGCGAAGAUAUCAUCAAACACUCCACUUUCAUUCGGCCCUUUCAAUUCCACAACCCAAACCCGGUGGAAGAAACCAGCAAAUACAGCCCAAACCCGACUGGAAAACCGGACCCGAGACCCGAAUCUCGACAAACUCACAGCCCAAUACCGGAGACUUAAACUCAUCCUUAACCUCUACGACGUCGUAUCUGCUAAAAAACGCGGUCGUUUUGUCUCAGUUCAGUCACUGUCCAAAUGUGCCCCUCAUGCCGGCAUUAACACCAGCACCGCCGGUGAUCUUCUCCGGAAAUACCCCCAUAUUUUUGAGGUAUUUACACACCCUAUUAAGCGUAAUUUAUGCUGCAAGUUUAGGGAGAACUUUGUCAUUUUGCUUAAGCAAGAAGAAGAUUUCAUAUCACAAAAUGAACAUGAGAAUGUGAUGAGAAUAAGGAAAAUUUUAAUGAUGUCUGUUAAUGGUAGUAUACAUUUGCAUGCACUUAGAUUAAUGAGGACUGAAUUGGGCUUUCCUGAAAACUUCAGGGACUCAAUUGCAAUAAAGUAUGAUGAAGUUUUUAGGAUGGUGGAUUUGGAAAUUGUUGAAUUAAUUGAUAGAAAUGGCAUUGAUGAGAGUUCUGGGGUGGCAAAGGUUGAAUCUUGGAGGCAAAAGGAGUAUACUGAGAAAUGGUUGAGUGAAUUUGAGGUGAAAUAUGCAUUUCCUAUUCAUUUCCCGACUGGGUUUAAGAUAGAACCAGGUUAUAGGGAGAAACUGAAAAAUUGGCAAAGGCUUCCUUAUGUUAAGCCUUACGAAAGAGAACUUACGUAUCACUUGAAUGGACAAAAAACUGAACCCUUGGGACAAUCUUUAGGAUGUGAUGAGUUGAUAUCGAGGUCAAAGGGUGUUGGAAAACGUAAGUCUGGAGGGGUUGAGCGGUAUGAGAAGCGAGCUGUGGCGAUUAUUCAUGAACUUCUGAGCUUGACUGUUGAGAAGUUGGUGCCUCUCGAAAGAUUGGCACAUUAUAAAAAGGACCUCGGCAUUGAAGUUAAUAUUCGUGAGCUGUUGUUGAAGCAUCCUGGGAUAUUCUACAUAUCCACUAAAGGGAAUAUUGAGAUUGUUUUUCUUAGGGAGGCAUAUAGUAAAGGGUGUUUGAUUGAGCCGAACCCAAUUUAUGAUUUGAGAAGAAAGGUGUUGGACCUUCUCUUGUUGGGAAACCGUCAUACAAGAGAGUUGAGAACGGAAAUGGAACUGAAGGAUGAAAUUAGGGACAUGACAGAUGAUGAAAAUGGAUGGGAAAACAGAGAGGGUGACUUUGUCAUUCCAAUUCUAGAGAGUUUUUCUGAUCAUGACAACGACGACAAUUUGAAAUAGAAUGGUUGCUUAUCUGUGGCAGAGCUGAUUGGGCUUUCUGAGAUGGAAAUCAGUCAUGAUGAUCUAGGGUUAUUCGAAGACCAUAUUCAAGUCCAGGUAAGUGUGGAGAAACAUUGCCACAGAAUAGAAAGGUGUCAGGUUCGAUAUAUUUGGGGUAAUGCAUUGUUCUUUUCGUUGCUUCUGGUGGAGGACACUGAAUUCUUUCAUAUAUAGUCUAUUAUUGUCAAUAGAAUCUGUCCUCCUACCAAAGACUAUUCUAGUACUCAAAUACACCUUUGUGCCUGUUGAUUUUUGAACGAGGGAGGAAAGGUUGAAGUUCUGGCCCUGCUAAGGCUCGUUGACAUAUGGUAUUUUCAGUGCAGCAAGAGUGGUUCGUGGUGAGGAAUGGACGGGCGAUAUGUUGGAUGACUAUGUAAUGCUUUAAAAUAGCAACUAACUUGGAACACGGAGCUGCAUAAAUUGAGGAUGUUUUUCUUAGAGUAGUUUUACUGAAGCGGAAGGGAGUGAUCUGAAAACAUAUUGUAUGAUUUUCCAGAAAAGACUCUGUUCUAGCCUUUCAGAUGCUUUACGAUUUCCUUUCUCCAGAUAAUCCACAGUAGAACCAAGAAGGAUUCAUUCCA